This is a messenger RNA of Talaromyces stipitatus ATCC 10500, 588 nucleotides long. Its product is annotated as C6 finger domain protein, putative. Lineage: Eukaryota; Fungi; Ascomycota; Eurotiomycetes; Eurotiales; Trichocomaceae. The transcript is spliced from 2 exons. The record is from RefSeq and is a predicted model, not a curated record. Bases 1 to 588 code for a protein of 195 amino acids.
AUGGUCGAUGAAGCUCGUCCGCAAAUGGAGAAGAUACGAGAGAGAUCACCCAAGAUGUAUCAAUGCGAAACUCCUCGAAAGGAGUCUCUCGGGGUCAAGGACGUCGAGGUCAUCGAUUAUGGCACUUGCUUCGGAGAGAUUGCCAGUGGACAUCGCGAUGACGGUCAUGAGGCAACACGGAUGUGCAAUGUAUGUGCACUUAGCCGACUACACAUCAUGAGCUGCGGCAAUCACGGAUUCACUGCCAUAUCAAAUUUUAGCUCACGAAUGGUUGGUGAUCAGGCAGCAUUCAAUAGCCUUAGUAAACGCAAAAAUCUUCGAGGUCGACAAGAGCAAAUCAAUGCAUGGCGCUCGUUCUGCAUCAAUCCAGCAGUGUUUCGAUGCGCGACCAUCCAGGUUAUUGACAUGUUUGCUAAUGAUAUAGAAUCGUCAUCACCAGAAGCCCAAGGAUGCGGUCUGGUUCUUUGUCAGGGAUGCAGGACUCUCAUGGACGAGCACGGUAGUGAUAUCGACUGGAUCAUUGCGGCGAUAUCUAAUUCGAUGGAGAAACGAGCAGAUGCUGAUUUUUUGGUUCACAAAGCGAUCUAA